Molecule: messenger RNA, 988 nt
Organism: Musa acuminata AAA Group (dessert banana)
Lineage: Eukaryota; Viridiplantae; Streptophyta; Magnoliopsida; Zingiberales; Musaceae
Product: transcription repressor OFP13
Exons: 1
Coding region: 322-933 (203 amino acids)
Biological process (GO): negative regulation of DNA-templated transcription
Source: RefSeq, a predicted model, not a curated record
UAGAGCUGUAUGCUGUUAGCAUGCACAAACAAAUUAAGUACUCAUCAAAGCAUCUCACUGAAUCUGUCGCCAAUGGCGACCUCUCUUCCUGCUUGUAUUGAGUAAUGCUUUUGUCGUGCCACCUGCACACAGGGAUUGCCCACGUUCGGUGAUCCUCCGAGUUCUUUUCUUUCUCCAGUUUCCCUCCCACCUUCCCUUCCUGUCUCUCGUGGCUGGCUUCAGAAACCUGUCACCCUCUAUUAAUGCCUCGCGAAGAGUCAGAUUACCAGCAACCCAUAGCACACGCAGUUCCGUUCAUUCCACUCGUAAGAAAGAAGCCAAAUGGCCGUGAAAGUUGGCUUUAUCUCUCUCUUCUGCAGAAAGGGAGACGCGAGACCGCUCUCUUCUCCUCCUGCUUCAUGGCUUUGGCCCUCUUGCAAGCACCCAACGACCCACUCCUUCAGAAAGGAAGACGGCGCUGAAGUUUCCGACGGCGCUGAAGUUUCCGACGGCUUGGGUUCAUCGUACUUGGACUUAACCGAAUCGUGCUUCUCGACGGCGUCGGAGGACGACUCAGCGGCCGAGGGCGUGGAGGCCGUGGUAGUUCGAGGGCUACGAUCGGACCGGCUCUUCUUCGAGCCGGACAGCACGAGCUCGAUAACGGGGGCGGCGGCGGCGGCUGCCAAGACUGAGAGCCUUCCCUUCGAAGGAAGCAUCGCCAUGGAAGUGGAGUCGGAGGACCCGUACUGGGAUUUCAGGUGGUCCAUGGAAGAGAUGGCGAUGGCCCAUGGACUGGUGGAUGUGCAGUGGCUCGAGGAGAUGCUGUGCUGGUACUUGAAGAUGAACGAGAAGAGGUGUCACGGGAUCAUAGUCGAGGCCUUUCUGGAUUUGCUUCUGAGCCUCGCUUGUUCUAUUACGCCUGGGAUGGAGGAUGGGGAAGACGAUGUAUAUUAAUAUCACAGUGUGUUUUGAUCCUCGACAAGAUUUAUAGGGUUACUGUUCGAUGCAU